Messenger RNA from Pararge aegeria (speckled wood butterfly), 2467 nucleotides. RefSeq names its product radial spoke head 10 homolog B-like. The coding region runs from base 95 to 2467 and encodes 790 amino acids. The record is from RefSeq and is a predicted model, not a curated record. The transcript is spliced from 8 exons. Lineage: Eukaryota; Metazoa; Arthropoda; Insecta; Lepidoptera; Nymphalidae.
AUCAGGAACAAAGUAUACCAAAGAUAGUUAUAACGAUUGAAUAAACUAGAGCAGUUUGGUUAAGUUGGUAUAAUAUAGAUAAAUUAAAAUUGCUAUGUUUUACAUUGAUUCGCAAAGAACCUUGACCCGACGAGAUAGCUCAGUUACAGUACCAAAAGCCUCAACUAGAGAUGAUUUCGAAGGUUUAUCUACGACGCGCGGACAUUCCAACGCUAGACUUAUAAGCGACUCUGCAAUUACCCUCGGGUAUCGACCGAGAGGGUCUGUUCGCAAAGAAAUUAUAACAAUUCUCUUUGAGUCUAUGCUGGAAAAUAUUGUAGAAUCUUGGGAAGUUAUAAAACAGCAUAAGAACGAGGACCUUAAUAUUGAUAUUAAUAAAACGCCGAGCGAUAUAACAACAACUAGUAAGAAAAGGAAGGGUUUGGUGAAACCAUCUAAAUCAAAAAAGAGCCGAUCCAAAAUCGAAUUAAACGAUAGUAACACACAGAGCGAUGUAGCACAAAUAUGUUGGUGGGCAGGGCCUGAUGAAAAAGCGAUAAUUCGAUUUCGGAACGGGAAUUUGUAUGAAGGCAACAUUUCGAUGAAAUGUAUGCAUGGCGAAGGACGUUUUCAGUGGGCAGACGGAACUAUUUUCUUAGGUCAGUUUAUGGAAAACGAAAUAUUAGGAAAAGGUAUUAUUCAAUGGAAAGAUGACACUUGGUUUGAAGGCGACUUCGCUGGAAAUCUUCGUCACGGUAGAGGACUCUAUGUAAACUCGCGCGAACAGUCUUCGUACGCCGGCACCUGGCAUUGCGGUACAAAACAUGGACAGGGUGUCAUUAAUUACCCAAGAUCGCCUAAAAACUCUUAUGAUGGACAGUGGGCUUAUAACGUUCGUCACGGAUUUGGGUCUCGUGAAUAUUGCCAAAUGAGCGGUUAUAAAGGAGAGUGGCAUAAUAACGUAAGAGAAGGAAAGGGUUUGAUGAUAUGGCCAAAUCAUGAUUUUUACAGAGGUGAAUGGAAAAAUGGUGUGAUGUCUGGAUACGGAUUUUACAUUUGGGGUGCCUAUUAUAAUAAUUCCAUGUCGUUGCCGUCUCUGUGCGCAUACCGUGGCUAUUGGGAAAAGGGUAAACGUAACGGAUUUGGUAUACUGAAUUUGGGCUUAGGAUUAGGUUCAUACUACAAAGGAGAAUUUAAACAUAAUAAAAAGCAUGGUGUUGGUAAAUUCGUCACUAACAAUGGACUUAUAUUACAACAUAAACAUUUAUUUGUUGACGACAACGUCGGUCUGUUGACGCGAGAAGAGCAAGAAAGUGAAUGUGCCGUUGAUAAAUAUACUCAACUUGUAGUAGAACCAUUCGCAUUUGACAUUUGCGAUAGAACAGUCGGCCUGACUUACCAUAUAGAACAAGCAAUCAAAAAUAUUGAUAGAAAACAAGAAAUCCUAACUGGAAUCGUCAAAGAAUUUAUGGGAGCUAACAAUUUACCCACGCCACUUGGUUAUAAAGAUGAAAAACAUCAUGAAAUGACUUCAACAAAUUUUGCAAACUUAAUAGAUUUCGAAGUUAGUGCGCUAAGUAAAGCACUAAGGUGUUACGAAGCCAAUUUGAAAAAUAUAUACUAUCGAUACGCAACUAUAUGUAACAAAGAAGAGAUACAUUUUACGCCGAUUCUAAUUCGUUUAUAUUUAUGGCAAUUAUAUUAUGAUUGCAAUAUACAUGAUAAAGGCUUGACGCUAGUUGAAAUUGAUAGAGAAUUUCACGAGAACCCGCAAUGGCUUUCGAGUUCACCUCACAAUCCAUUUGAGAAAAUAUAUUUCUGGCAAUUUCAACACAGCUUAAUUACAAUAGCUAGUAAGUUAUAUGCUAAAAGAAAAUUGCCUGGAAACAAACCGGAUACAAUGCUCGCUAGUGCAUUUAGAUGUUUUAUGGAAAAUGAUAUAUUACCGGGGGCUGGUCGUAAAAAAGGUAAGCUUGCAGAAGGCUAUGGUGCAUUCGUGCCACUUAAAAGUGUUUAUGGGUUAUACCACGGUUUGGGAGAACCCUGUACUUUAAGGGCAUUUUUGUGUGCUGUUCGAUAUCCACCGCAUGAAAUACAACAACCCAGACAUGCGCUUGUGAAUCGUGAUUGUAAUAAGCUGGGACGAAAUGCUUACAUUUUUGGCGAUGAAAUGACUUUUUUAAAUGAUGAACCUAUUCACGUGGGCAACGAUGGGGAAGACUUGAGUUGUUCUGUUCCUAUUGUACUGUUCAACAUUGGCAACGUAUCUAGUAAAUCCAUUAUAAAUAUAUUUCAAAGAAUUUUUCCCCAAAUAUGCAAUGGUGACAAGAUAGUGGAUUUGGAUGUGGAGAUUACAUUUUUUGAAUUUUUUGAAAUAUUAAUUAAUGUCGCUGAGGAAAGCAUCCAUGUCGCGGAUGAAGAGCUUCGAUUGAAAGAAAAGUUUUUAGAAACGUUAAACGACAUACCAGAUAUGUAUAAAUCUAAAUAA